AGGAGACGUCACUUGGUACAGCUCAACCCAUGUGUGCUGGCAGCAGCCUGCAUCAGAAAUGUUCCAGUGUCAAGCAGCGCAUCAUCUCAUCCAAGCAGGAGUCGGGGGCAGCAGCAGGAGGUGGAGCGGCAGUGGGAACGGGCGUAGCUGCAGGACAGAGAGCCGAGGAAGCAGAUGGCACGGAGGUCCAGAACAGUGAUGUGUCAGAGGGCCAGACAGAGCCCAGUCCGGGGGGAGGGGGGAGGAGCAGAGCGGGUGGAGGGGAGAGGAGGAAUGGCAGGAUAACCAAACCCUCGCUCCUCCCACAGAGCAGCAUGGAAGUGUCCUCAUCCACCUCCACCAACCAGGUGGAGGUCCCAGACACCACCCAGAGCUCACCACUGUCAAUCACCAGCGACAUGGCUGAUAGCCCCGCCCUCGCCAUCGGGGCCGGCUUGUCACAGAGCACUGCUGUGUUCAUGUCUGAGGUCACCACGCUGACUGGGGAUUCGGUGUACUCCACUGGCCACACCCACCUGCUGGGAUCCGCCCAUGAGAGCACCACCGCCAACAUCCUAUUGGCUGUUGCCCCCGAAAACCAGAGGUUCGCUUCGUUUCCGGGUGGCGUGGGCUUAGGAGAGGCGGGAGAGUUGGUUCUCUCCAGCUCUCUAGACACCACUGGAGGAGUCAGCCUUCCUGAGACAACCAUGACCUUUGACCCCGACUGCUUCCUUAACAAUCCCAAGCAGGGCCAGACGUACGGAGGAGGCGGAGGGAAGGCUGAGGGGUGUAACGGUGACGAUGGAGGUCUCCACUGCUCCCCUAACAGCUUUGUCUACAACCAGGCCCUCGUCAACAACAUCAAGACAGAACCUGCACCACUGGACCCGCCAAUGGCCCCCCAGAGUAGCUACGUAGGGGAAGGGACCGGCCUCAGCCCCAGCACCACCCUGGAGCAGAUGGACUUCAGUGCUGUGAUGUCAUCAGCCUGUGUCCCGAGUCUAACCCAGAUCUCCCACCACCCGUCCCCAGGCCUCUUCCUCCAGGGCUCCCCGCCGACAGGCCAGCUGCAGACCAACGGCACAGAGGCAGGGCAGGAGUCAGACGAGGCCCAGGCUUACAUCAGCCUGCCCACCGUAGCGACAGACACUCCGGUAACCAACGGAGACCCGCAUGCAAACCUCCACCAAGCCAGCCCAGACCAGCAGGGCCUGUGUGGGAGGAACGGACACGGAGCGGCGGUGGGCUCCUUUCCUCUGACGCCACAGGAAACAAACGUGGACCAGUCAGGCGGCAGGGGGCAUCGAGAGGUCGGGGGCUUGGAGAAGGCUUCUGAGAACGGAGGGGAGCUGCUACUCAAGCCCGGGGAUCCUCACGAGGCCUACACGAGCGUUGACACCGAGCACUACCUGCAACCUACAGAUGACAAUGGCCGAGGAGAGGAGGGCGGGGGAGGUGGAGGAGGGAGGGGACAUCUCUGUAACGGUGUUAGCUUGUCAGGGACCAGCAGUUCAGUGGGGGCCAGUCCUCAGUCUAUAGCUGCUGGUGUGAGCAUGGAGGGGGCGCUCUAUAGCUCUUCUCUUCCUCAGCAGGGUGGGGGGGGGUCAGCUACAACAGCUGGGGCAGGGGCGGCCAUCAGUCUGGAGGGAUUCGAGGCUUCCUUUGGUAGCCAGUUCUCUGAUCUCAUCAAUGACUUCAUCUCAGUGGAGGGGGCUGGAGGUGGUGUGGCGGCAGCUGUGACCGGGGUCCUGAUGCCCCAGGAGGGGGCAGCGGGGGAGGAGCAGGGCUCAGCAGCAGCCCACCUGCAGGGCUCCGAGGUGCAGCAGGGGGCUCUGGGGCUGCUGCAGGAGACUGGGAGGCUGUUUGGUGUGACAGACUACUCCCCAGAAUGGUCUUAUCCAGAGGGCGGAGUGAAGGUGCUGAUCACAGGUCCAUGGUUGGAGUCGAGCAGUGAGUACAGCUGUCUGUUCGACCACAUCAGCGUCCCUGCUGCCCUCAUCCAGCCCGGGGUGCUGCGCUGCUACUGCCCAGCCCAUGACACAGGACUGGUGAUGCUGCAGGUAGCUAUGGGUGGUGAGGUCAUCUCUUCCUCUGUGGUGUUUGAAUACAAGGCCCGUGACCUUCCUGCCCUGCCAUCUUCUCAGCACGACUGGCUGUCCCUCGAUGCUUUGUGUAAAAUAGGAAAUAAAGCCCAAGCAUAG
This is a messenger RNA of Notothenia coriiceps (black rockcod), 2180 nucleotides long. Its product is annotated as calmodulin-binding transcription activator 1-like. The record is from RefSeq and is a predicted model, not a curated record. Lineage: Eukaryota; Metazoa; Chordata; Actinopteri; Perciformes; Nototheniidae. The transcript has 5 exons. Gene Ontology annotation, cellular component: nucleus. Gene Ontology annotation, biological process: regulation of transcription by RNA polymerase II. Gene Ontology annotation, molecular function: transcription coregulator activity; double-stranded DNA binding. Bases 30 to 2180 code for a protein of 716 amino acids.